CCUUGGCGUCACCUUGUUCAAUGUCUCCCUGCCAGCGCAGGUACCAUCCUUGGGUGUAUGUUCACCAUCAGAUUCACCCUACGUGCCUACUUUCUUGCAACAAGAAUCAUACUACCAACCACUACAUCACCAGCUUCCGCCACCGCGUUCAGCAAUCCGGUAUCCCCAGACCCCUUCAGGAUAUUCUACACUUCAAACUCCCUCACAGCCUUCACCGUAUCAGCCUCAUCGCCCGCUGAGCGCACAAUACCCCCCAUUAGCCACCACCACUCCUUUAUCUCGUGAUGCUUCGGUGCCCAAGCCUGUCUAUUGCACUCCUCAAGUCUGUCC
Messenger RNA from Suillus discolor, 330 nucleotides. RefSeq lists its product as uncharacterized. The transcript has a single exon. Lineage: Eukaryota; Fungi; Basidiomycota; Agaricomycetes; Boletales; Suillaceae. Bases 58 to 285 code for a protein of 75 amino acids. The record is from RefSeq and is a predicted model, not a curated record.